AUGGUGUAUUUUUUCUUUCAGAUGGAUGAAUAUAUAGUGAUAAGGUAUCAUCAUGGGGGUGUGUUGAAGAGAGAUGAUAAAGGGGUCCUAACCUAUGUAAAUGGCAAAGUGGAUGACUUACCUGAGAUGGAUGCUGACUUCGUCAACCUGCGUGACCUUGAUACUCUGUUCAAGGGAUAUGGGUAUGAGAAAUGUGAUCAGAUGUUGUGGCUCAUGCAAAACGCAAUGGAUUUAGACAGUGGUUUAAGGCCUCUGAAUACAGACUCUGAUAUUGUGGAGAUGCUAAAGGCUGCAUUAAGUAAUGGGAACUUCAUUAAAAUAUAUUUUGAUCAUUGCAUUUCCAUCCCUGAUAUUAUUGCACUUGCACCCGUGGAAGGCAGUGAUGAGGACGAGGAUGAUAGUGGAGGUGGUAUUGAGGAUGAUAGUGGAGAUAGUGAUGAGGAUGAUAGUGGAGAUGGUGAUGAGUUUUCUACUGACUCAGAUGAUAGUGUGGAGAAUGAGCCAUAUAAACCUCCUCCACCUAUGUAUGAUACAGAAACAGAGAGUGAAGAGGAGUGCAAGGGGAAGGGUAAAGCUGCUGGAAAAAGAAAGCAAAAAAAAUAA
Molecule: messenger RNA, 603 nt
Organism: Gastrolobium bilobum
Lineage: Eukaryota; Viridiplantae; Streptophyta; Magnoliopsida; Fabales; Fabaceae
Exons: 1
Coding region: 1-603 (200 amino acids)
Source: RefSeq, a predicted model, not a curated record